AAUUUUGGUAUGCCUUUCUAGUUUCUACCUCAUGUAUCAUCAGGAAUCAAUGAAUCCACCAAUCGCCGUACAACAUUUUAAGUUAAUCGCUACGGCGGUGCGAAAAGAACGAUGGUAAUCCCGAACAAACCGCUCCCUGAUUCCCAAUCGGACCAGGACAACCCAAGUAUAAACCUCCUCGCUCCUCUCAACCCCCACCACUCCUCCGCCAUCACCACCGCCGACACCAUGGAUCAACAACCUCACACGCCAAGAUCCUACUGGCGAUUCAGCAAACAAGACUUCUAUCCCGAACCGUCUUUCCAAAAUCUCUCAGCCUACAAGGCCGCCUUCUCCGAAACCCUCCACCGCCUCCGUGACCGCUGCCUCGGUCGAUCCACCGAUGAAACUGAACUCAUUGAGCUCAAGAAACAAAGCGAAAACGAGAUGCGAAAGUGUCUCACUUGGGUUGAUCUAAUUUGGCUUGGAUUUGGAUCCGUUGUAGGCUCCGGUAUCUUCACCAUCACCGGCCUUGAAGCCCGAGACGACGCCGGACCUUCAAUCGUCUUAUCUUACGCUCUUUCCGGCUUAUCCGCCCUUUUCUCUGUUUUUUGCUAUACAGAGUUCGCCGUUGAAAUUCCCAUCGCCGGUGGUUCAUUCUCGUUUCUCCGCGUCGAAUUAGGCGAUUUCAUCGCCUUCAUUGCCGCCGGUAACAUUCUACUGGAAGCUGUCGCCGGUGCAGCUGGAUUAGCUCGAUCAUUCUCAUCAUACUUCGCAAGUAUGUUCAGUUCUAACCCUGAUAUUCUUCGAAUUCGAAUCGAUUCAUUUGCAGAAGGUUUCAAUUUACUAGACCCAAUUGCUGUUAUAAUCUUAUUCAUCGCAAACAUGGUAGCAAUGAGAGGAACCAAAUUGACAUCAUCUUCAAACAUGAUUCUUUCCAUGAUUAGUUCCUUAAUCAUAGUGUUCAUAAUCAUUGUCGGGUUUACUCACGCCAAAUCUUCCAAUCUAACACCCUUCUUCCCAUACGGACCUGAAGGAGUGUUCAGAGCUGCAGCUGUUGUUUACUGGUCUUACACUGGUUUCGACAUGGUAGCUAACAUGGCUGAAGAAACAAGAAAACCUGCAACAGACAUACCUCUAGGUUUAGUAGGAUCAAUGUCUAUGAUCAGUGUCGUGUAUUGUCUAAUGGCAUUAGCUCUAACAAUGAUGGUGAACUACACAGAGAUCGAUAGAGACGCAGCUUAUUCAGUUGCGUUUGAGAAAAUCGGGAUGAAAUGGGCUAAAUAUAUAGUGAGUAUAUGUGCUUUAAAAGGUAUGCUUACAAGUAUGCUAAUCGGGUCAAUGGGUCAAGCCCGUUACACAACUCAAAUAGCCCGGGCCCAUAUGAUCCCACCAUGGUUUGCUUUAGUCCACCCGAAAACCGGGACCCCGGUUUACGCGACACUAUUAGUGACCACAAUUAGUUGCAUUGUGUCUCUCUUUUCAAGCUUGGAUGUGUUGUCGAGUGUGUUAUCUUUUAGCACUUUGUUUAUCUUCAUGCUCAUGGCUGUUGCAUUGCUUGUGAGAAGAUAUUAUGUGAAGGAGACGUGUUCUUCGAGUGAUUUGAUAAAGUUUAUGGUUUGUUUGUUUGUGGUGAUUGGUUCUUCGAUUGGAAUAACGGUGCUUUGGGCGGCGAAUCGGAAAGGGUGGGUGGGGUAUGCGGUGGGUGGGGGGUUGUGGGUGGCGGGGACGGGCGGAAUGAUGGUGGUUGGAGAGCGGCGGGUGCCGAAGGUUUGGGGGGUGCCGCUAGUUCCGUGGUUGCCAUCGAUGUCGAUUUUGAUGAAUGUGUUUUUGAUUGGGUCUUUGGGUGGAAUUGCGUUUAAGAGGUUUUUUAUAUGUAGUGGUGUGAUGUUGGUUUAUUAUUUUUUUGUUGGGGUUCAUGCUACUUAUGAUUUGGCUCAUCAAGAUUCUCAAGAAUCGAUGGUUGAAAAAGGAAAGGAUGAUGCUACUAAAGAGGGUUUGUAA
Molecule: messenger RNA, 1983 nt
Organism: Lactuca virosa
Lineage: Eukaryota; Viridiplantae; Streptophyta; Magnoliopsida; Asterales; Asteraceae
Source: the annotation of a GenBank genome assembly